ACACCCACCCCUCCCCUCUCCGUCCCGUCCUGCAAGUGUCACUUCCAGAGCGGUCGGUGCUCGAUUGGUUUCGUCUGGCUGCAGAAACCAUGGCAGACCAUGAGGAUAUUGUCUCUAUACCUGAAUUCAGCAACCUUCUCCAGACGGACCCUAGCCUCAAAAAGUACGAGGGUGACAUCCGGAGAAGGUAUGAUCUCCUAAAGAAGCAGCUUCUCCUGCUGGAGGAGGCGGAGGGAGGAAUUGACCAGUUCACACGCAGCUACCGGAACUUCGGUGUGCAGCGUUUGCCUGACAACAGCCUCUUUUUCAAGGAAUGGGCUCCAGCCGCUGAGGCCCUGUUCCUUACUGGUGAAUUCAAUGGCUGGGACAAAUUCUCUCACCCUUACUCCAAAAAGGAGUUUGGCAAGUGGGAAUUGAUUCUUCCACCUAAGCCUGACAACUCUCCAGCUGUGGAUCAUAACACCAAGCUGAAGGUGGUAGUUCACACUAAGGAGGGCGAGCGCCUCUACCGGAUCUCGCCUUGGGCAAAAUAUGUGACCAGGGAGGAGAAAUCUGUCGUCUACGACUGGGUUCACUGGGAUCCCCCUCAGCCUUAUGUUCACAUCCAUCCUCGGCCAAAGAAACCCUUGAGCUUGAGAAUUUAUGAAGCCCAUGUUGGUAUCGGGUCCCCAGAACCGAAGGUCGCCUCAUACAAAAACUUCACGCACAAUGUACUCCCUCGGAUAAAAGAUUUGGGUUACAAUUGUAUUCAGUUGAUGGCGAUCAUGGAACAUGCCUACUAUGCAAGUUUUGGAUAUCAGAUUACAAGUUACUUUGCUGCUUCCAGUCGCUUUGGCACCCCAGAUGACCUGAAGGAGCUGAUUGAUGUAGCUCAUUCCAUGGGCAUUGCUGUGCUCCUGGAUGUGGUGCAUAGUCAUGCGUCCAAGAACACAGAGGAUGGCCUUAACGCCUUCGAUGGGUCCGACUCGUGCUUCUUCCACUCACCACCGAGAGGAGAGCACAGUCUGUGGGGCAGCCGCCUCUUCAACUAUGCCAGCUGGGAAGUGCUGCGUUUCCUGCUGUCUAACCUGCGCUGGUGGUUGGAGGAGUACCGCUUCGAUGGCUUCAGGUUUGACGGCAUCACCUCCAUGCUGUACCAUCACCAUGGCAUCGGCACUGGCUUCAGCGGGGACUACAAUGAAUACUUUGGCCUACACGUUGAUGAAGAAUCUUUGGUGUACCUGAUGCUUUCCAAUCACAUCCUCCAUACUCUUUAUCCGGACUGCAUCACUAUUGCAGAGGAUGUGUCAGGGAUGCCUGCCCUUUGCAGAAGAGUGGAGGAAGGAGGACUGGGCUUCGAUUAUCGGCUGGCAAUGGCAAUUCCUGACAAAUGGAUUCAGAUCCUGAAGGAGUUAAAGGAUGAAGAGUGGGACAUGGGCAAUAUUGUCUUCACGCUGACCAACAGGCGAUACGGAGAGAAGUGCAUAGCCUAUGCAGAAAGCCACGAUCAGGCUCUGGUUGGCGAUAAGACCCUGGCCUUCUGGCUAAUGGAUAAGGAGAUGUACACCAACAUGAGCACCCUGAUUCCCAUGUCGCCCAUCAUCGACCGUGGAAUCCAGCUGCAUAAGAUGAUCCGCCUCCUCACUCACGGUUUAGGUGGAGAAGGAUACCUGAACUUUAUGGGAAAUGAGUUUGGCCAUCCUGAGUGGCUGGAUUUCCCCAGAGAAGGCAACAAUCAGAGCUACCACUACGCCCGGCGGCAGUUUAACCUGCUGGAUAUGGAUCAUCUCCGCUACCAUCAGCUCUACGCCUUUGACCGGGACAUGAACCGCACCGAAGACAAGUACGGCUGGCUGGCGGCUCCACCUGCCUACGUCAGUGCCAAGCAUGAAGGGGACAAGGUCAUUGUGUUUGAUAGGGCAAAUGUGCUCUUUAUCUUCAACUUCCACCCCAGCAAGAGCUUCCAGGACUACAGAGUGGGCGUAGAAGCACCAGGAAAAUACAAAAUCAAGCUGGAUUCAGACGGGGUUCAGUAUGGAGGGCACGGACGGCUCGACCACAACACUGAUUUCUUCACUGAGCCCCAACCCUUCAACGGACGCUCCAAUUCGAUGCUGGUCUACAUCCCCUGCAGAACAGCCAUUGUCCUGGCCAACGAGGAGAUAGAUUACUGUUAUUAGAGGAUGAUUGUCUGCCGAGAGACCGGGAUUGAGAACAGAUUCCAAGCUCAAACUGAGUGUUAACCAUCACCUUCAUCUUUAAGUGUAAACCUUGCACACCAGGCAAAAACCUAUUUUUUUUGUCUCCUAAGCCUUUUUCCUGAAUGAAGGGGGUGAAAGAAAGGCGUCGUAAAAUUGUGUGCUUUCAAAAUACCAUCUGUAACCUUAGACAGUGUGUAACCCCAUUUACUUCAGAUUGGUCCAUUUGGGAAGCGUCCAACCUAUCCAAGCAGCUAGAUGCUAAAAAAAUCAAAAACCCUGCCGAGUCCAUCCGACACUAGCCAGCAGCUAUUUCUCGGCUUGGUUGCAUUUGGCCUGUCAUCUGAAAAACACGACCAGAAAGGGUAACGGAGCCAGCACUCGUUUAUUCGAGCAUAAAAGAUCAAAGAAAAUAAGAGCGUCUUAGAUUGUUAGUUGUGUUGAAACAGGAGUGAUUUGUUUAGAUUAAUUUUGUAUUUGGAUAAAAUACAGAAAGAAACGUAGAAUAUUAACUUGAACACAUUAACAUCACAUGUCCAUGUAUGUAACCGCCUGGGACCCGUCUGUGUUCGUUGUUGUGUACCAAUAAAGAAUCACUUACACUAA
Messenger RNA from Fundulus heteroclitus (mummichog), 2783 nucleotides. It is a transcript of the gene gbe1b, whose product is annotated as glucan (1,4-alpha-), branching enzyme 1b. The record is from RefSeq and is a predicted model, not a curated record. Gene Ontology annotation, biological process: glycogen biosynthetic process. Gene Ontology annotation, molecular function: hydrolase activity, hydrolyzing O-glycosyl compounds; cation binding; 1,4-alpha-glucan branching enzyme activity. The transcript is spliced from 16 exons. Gene Ontology annotation, cellular component: cytoplasm. The coding region runs from base 90 to 2159 and encodes 689 amino acids. NCBI's taxonomy places the organism in Eukaryota, Metazoa, Chordata, Actinopteri, Cyprinodontiformes, Fundulidae.